AUGGAUCCAGAGCACAGUGCCCAGGAUGUUAUCCGAUGUGACCUUUGUGAGACCGCCGUGGUACAGAUGCACUCAUUUGAAUCAUUAGCAGUUGACAUAGAAACUCAGAUGACCAGUUUAGAUGAGGAUUACGGGAAUCUUACAGCACUAGUGACGCAACACGGAGAAGAAUGGCACAAAGAAAUUGAAAGAAUCGUUGAGGAAAUGAAAAAUGAAAUUGAUGAGAUGAAAGGCAAACAUAAGAGCAUUCUAAAACAGCACCUUGACGAAAUCAAGAAUGUACAGUCUUUUAUGGACCAAACACUGCUCACUCUAAAGGAAAUUGAAGAAUCAAAUAAAGUGUCCCUGGCUUUAGAAUACUCCUCCAAGAUCACUGAAUUCAGGAAACUUCCUCCCAAAGUUAAAAUAUCAUUACCAACCUUUAAUACAGGAAAUAUAAACAGAAAAAAGAAUCACCGGUUAUUUGGAUCUUUAUCAUCUUUAUCCAUUAAAAGAGAAGAAGGCUUCAUACUGGAGAAAAAGGAGGUCACAGCUACUGAUAAAGAACUAUUGGAAGUUCCAGAAGCCAUUACGUCUAUUAGUAUUGGGUUCGGACAAAAAGACCAUCAAAACAAAAUCAGGCAAAUUUUAACAUGGACAGGAGAUGGGGACCUAGUUUACUCUGAGAGGACCAAAAGGACUGUGAAUAAAGUAAGUAGUGGGCAGAUAGAGGAGAUAAUCAGACUAAAGGGCUGGGUACCUGAACACCUCUGUGUCACCUCCUCUGGUGAGCUCCUGGUUACUAUGUACAGUGAGGAUGAAACACAAUACAAAGUUGUUCGCUACUCAAACUCCAAAGAGAAGCAAACAAUCCAGUUUGAUGAAAACGGUAAACCUCUGUAUUCAGGAAUUGGCUACACUAAAUAUAUAUGUGAAAACAGAAACCUGGAUAUGUGUGUGGCUGACUAUAGGGCAGGUGUUGUAGUUGUAGUCGAUCAGGCUGGUAAACUCAGGUUCAGAUACACUGGCCAUAGCUCUACUACGAAGAAACAGCCAUUCAAGCCAUUGGGAAUCACAACAGACAGUCAGUGUCAGAUCUUGACAUCAGACUGUCAAAAUAAUUAUAUUCACAUCAUUGACCAGAACGGAAGGUUCCUCUGUUAUAUACAUAACUGUGAUUUAAAUUCCCCUACCGUUUUGUGUGUUGACAAAAAUGAUAAUCUCUUUGUCACUACGUUAGGCUCUGGAAAUGUCAUAAAGAUCAAAUAUCUCAGAUAG
Molecule: messenger RNA, 1257 nt
Organism: Saccostrea cuccullata (small rock oyster)
Lineage: Eukaryota; Metazoa; Mollusca; Bivalvia; Ostreida; Ostreidae
Exons: 3
Coding region: 1-1257 (418 amino acids)
Biological process (GO): negative regulation of translation; protein polyubiquitination; proteasome-mediated ubiquitin-dependent protein catabolic process
Molecular function (GO): translation repressor activity; ubiquitin protein ligase activity
Source: RefSeq, a predicted model, not a curated record